UUUGCAUAUACGCCAUCUUGGAUAUCUGACAACCAAGAAUCAGGCGACUGAAUCCAAGGGAAUCAAGAACAUCUUAGUGUUAAGCAUAUAUUCUUUGCAAUAUAUAUUGUCUUUAAACAUCACCCAAUAGAACGGACCGGUAUCUAACGGUUCGUUCAUAGGGUACUUGCAGACAGUAUCUCUGAUGUAUAUCUUGGAAAAAUGUCCUUCUCAGGGAUAGGCAAUAGGGCCGACAAGAACAAAGGAAAGUUCACGUCCAUCAAUAUCAAUAAUAUAUACAAAGGAAAGGGUGUUGAACAACAGAAGACUCCAGUCGUACGUCAACAUGGGUUACAAAGCUUGGGUAAAGUGGGAAGCCUCCGGCGUAUGCCGCCUCCGGCCAAUCUACCAAGUCUGAAGAGCGAAAACAGUGGAAACGAUCCUAACAUAGCACUCGUCCCUACAGGAGGUUCAGGAUGGGGCAGCAAGGAGAAGGAAGAGAAAGGUUCUGGCAGUCCGCAGCCAUCCUCGCAGCAGCAGCCGGCUACCACACCGCAAUCAUCGGGGCAAACAAACAAGGUGGUGGUGGUGACGCCAGCAACGGCGGUGAGUGGUGGGGCAAUAAACCAGACACCGACGUCACAGACACCAAGUCAGCAGGGGACAACAAUAACGACUCCUGUAUCCACAGGGGCAAACACACAGACCCCAUCAGCGAGUGGGACAAAGUCAUGGAGCAGUGUUACAUCAGGGGAACCGGUAAAGCGAAUUGUGGGGCACAAGUCGCCAUACUUCCAAGACGAGUUCCCCUCACUUGCAGCAGGUGGACCAGACUCCGAGAAGGAGGGUACAGACAAAAAAGAUGUAGAAGGUGCAAAGGAGGCACAGUAUGGACCAGGGCCAAGCUUGCGUCCACAAAAUGUCGGGAACUGGAAGGAAGGCGGUGGACGUGGCGCUAUGCUGCAGACGUCUCCCAGCAAAGAUGUACAGUCGCCCACCGUUUCUGGUGCGGAGAUCCCGACAGAAACACUGCAGAGUGGCCUCCAGACAACUGCUGGAAGUGGCGUCGCCGGCGUGGACUCUGUAGGGGGUCAGAAGAUGCCGGCCGGAGGUCCUGGCAUGCCAGGAAUGAGGCCCGGGAUGCAGGGGCCUGGUGGCCAUAUGGGCCCGGGACCCCACAUGGGACCUGGACCCCCUCCAUAUAGCAUGCCUCCAGGGUACAGGGGAAUGAUGCCACCCUAUAUGUACCGAGGAUUUCCACCUUACCCUCCACCAAACUUUCAAGGCAUGCACAGACCUCCUUAUGGACCUCACUAUGAUGGAAGGUUUCCCCGGCACCCACCACCCCACAUGGGGGGUCCCCAGCGAGCCGCCGGAGAGAAGCCAGGAGAUGAUGAUGACAAGCGGGAAGACUAUAAGCGGCCUGCAAUCAUCACGGAUAAGGACAUAAAGGACUUUGAUGAAAUACUCCAUCUUGACAACAAUGGUGGCUGGGCAGCUGCUCAGGGGGAAAUUGACUACAGUGAGAAGCUUGUGUUCAGUGAUGAGGAGGAUGAAUCUGGAGAACCAGGCAAAAGAAGGCGAGCCAAGGAUAAAGAAAACAAAGCAGGCUCUGCAGGUGGUGCUAGGGGGGAGGGGAAGCCCCAUUAUGAAGGAGAGGAGCCUGAAGGCCGUCAUGAGGCCCGGCGAAAGGCAAGUGACACCCAGAGUGGGCAGGGCGAGACUAUUGCCGAGAGGCAGCUUGAGAAUGGCGAAAGUCAGGAGCCAGGGCACACAGAGGUGAGUGGAGAAGGCCAGUCCCCUGGAGCCAGGGAGGCUUGGGGGCCGGGCGGGCCAAUGCUACCCCAGUUCCGAGGCAGACACCCUCACCCUGGCAUGGAUGCUCGUGGUUGGAUGCCACCGUUUGACUUUAUGGGAGCACGAGGACCCUUUCCACCCCACUACCGAAUGGGCGUGCCACCUCAUGGACCUGCACAGAGGCCCCCAUUCCCGAGUCACCCUGGUCAGGCACCAGUGACUCCUGGUAGUGGAUCCAGCAGCUCGGGAUCAGCAUCAGGGAAGAAAGGGGACGAUGAUGAUGAAAUGUGGAGACAACGACGCCAGGAUACUAACCAGGAAGUGAAUACAGCUAUUGAGCGUGCCAGACGGCGAAGAGAGGAGGAGGAGAAAAAAAUCGAAAAUGAACGCAAGAAGGCUGCACAGGAGAAACUGAAGGCUCUUGAUGAGAGGGCUAAGAAGAAAGAUGAUAAGGGAGACGUAGAUGAUGUGGAGAAUGAAGGUGAGACAGGCAGUCGGGCGGAGACACGCUCCAGCAGAACCAGCGAGAGUGAAAGUGACAAGGGGGACAGGCCCCAGUCCAGGGAUGGACAAAAAUAUCCACAGGGUUCUCAGAACCAGUACAACAAGGGUUACUCUCGGGGCUCAGGCAUCCCACCCAGGUUCCAGAAGCAGCAUUCUGGUGGUGACCAGACAACUGUGGCGGCCCCGCCCCGGAGCAGCCAGCCCCACUCCCCCCAGUCAUCCCAACCAACACCAACAUCACCCCAGCCACAGCCUCACCCUGCCCAGAUGAGACCUGGACAAGGACCUCCGUCACCGUGGGGGCCCUACCCCUGGAUGCAGCAUCCCCACCAUCCAUUUAUGGGCUAUGGUCCAAGACCACCCAUGGAUAUGCAAGGGAUGCACAUGUACCAGCAGGUGCAGACUCGGCGCAAUCGUACAGACAGUCACGGGUCUGGCACGGAGAGUGUAGAAGAAAGGGAGCGGGAAGAAGUCCGCCGGGUUGCUGGGUUUCAAGGGUAUGAGGAGGCAUACAGGCGCCCAUACUUCGACCAGAGAAUGUACCCUGAGUUUGAAAAACUUGAUGAGUAUAGGAGAGAAUAUGAGAAGGGAGGUCGUCCUGGUAUGGAAUACUUCAUGCAUGGACCAGGUGGCAAGCAAGACCUAUACGAGGAUAUCUCAGACCAGGAGAGCGAGGGAGACUUCACCGAGCCGGAACCACGGCCCCCUGUUGUACAAAAGGAUCCAUUUGAGGAAGUGGAGAGGGAAGAUAGGAGGGAGAAGGUGGAUAGUGACAAGAAAGACAGGAGUAAUGAAAAGGAAGAACGACCUGAGAAAAUUGACAGUAAAUCCAAAGAGGCAGAGCCAGUUCGUGAAAUCAAACCUCGGGACAGAAAACCUGACCGACAACCAUCACGAGACGACGGCUAUGAUAGGAGAGACAAUCGACAGGACAAGUAUGACAAUAGAGAUACCCGGGAUUCAAGGGACUCGAGAGGGAAGCAGGAGCCAAAAGCUCGGGACAAUUACUGGGAGAAGGAUAAUAGAAACAGAGGGGAGGGAAGAGGAGACCGACGGGAUGGCAGGAAUGACCGCAGAAAGAGGGACCCUGAUAAUGUUUGGGGCAUGAAUAAACAGGACGACCAUAAACAGAAGAGAGACCAUUAUAAUGCCCCGCCGCCUAUCACUCUGCGAGAAUCACAGCAGAACACACCACCACGCAGUCACUUUGUCUCCCUAAAGAGGUCUGCAUCCACUCUGUCGAAAUCUGACUCCAGGGAAUCUCCAGCCAGUGAUAAACCGGAGGAGAACAAGGAAUCUGUUAAGGAGAAGACCCCUAUUAAAUCCAAGGAUAUGAAGGAGACUCCAGAAAAAGAGACCUUGCGCCCUGACCAGCCAGCAGAACGCAAAGAAUUUAUUGAAAAGUCUGAACAAGGAGAGAAAGCAGACAAAGGUGAACAGAAGGACAGGAAAGAGAAGGAUGAUCGCCGUGACAGAGACAGGGGAGACAGAGGUGACAGGGAACGUGGAGAUCGUUCCCACCCACCUGCCAAACGUAUGAGGGAUGAAAAAGAAAAAUAUGAUAGCAGAGACAGAGCCCGUAGUGCACCCAGAGGGGGCAGAGAGUUUGUGAGGGGAAAUAGAAGUAGAGGUAGAGGGCGCGGUGACCCUCGCACUGAUCGUGGGUCACGUGGAGGUGACAAGGGAUUUGGGCGAGGUGAAAGGAGAGGAGGGCUUGGCAGUGGGGGUAGAGGCAGCUCAAGGGAGUACAAGUUUGAGAAUCAUGCCGAUGGUAACACAAAUGCCCCCCGGAGGGAAGGUGGACUGGGCAGGCCCCCAACUUACGCUGAACAAGUAAAACCCUUCCCCACCAUGGGCAAAUGGGGUGAUGACAAUGAACAGGUGGAAGAUGCAGAGGAGAAAAGGAGAAGGGAUAAGGAUGAUGAUAGUGACCUGUCUGUUGAAGAGGUAAGCUCCGCUAGUGAGGAAUCCACUGGUGCAAGGGCUGAACCCUCAACAAGACCAGUUGGAGUAAGAGAUGGCACGGGUGGAGUUAGAGAUGUCAGGCGUGAUGGUGGGAAACCCCGUGACAGGAGAGACAAAGGCCGGAGAAGCAUGGACGAUGCUAAUGAUGAUCACUAUGGGAAAGAGCCUCGGUCUCCAAGAGAUGACCAGUUUGUGCCAAAAGGAGAGCCAUCUCGCCGAGGCAGAGGAGGUUCCUCAUUCCGAGGAGAUCGAGGUAGAGGGCGAGUCCGGGAUGAUCGGAGGUACAAUUCUGCCCCACCUGUCCGAGGUGGGUUUGGUCGACCCCCUAACAAGGAGUACAGGGGAGGUCAAGGAGAGGACCAGCCCAGGAACGAGCCAAGACGUGACCGUAGGUCAGAGAGAGCAUCCCCACCCCCCAGAUUUGCAAGAGGUCGUGGUGAGAGGGGAGCAUUUGACCGAGGAGGUGGUAGGGGGCGAGGCCGCGGUCGAGGGGCCAGUGCCCCAAACGGAGGUGGAAGCAGGGGACCCCAGCUUACCAAGCAGAACUCGUCUGACAUGGCGAAUGAGGAGUGGGAAACUGCCUCUGAGAGUAGUGAUAUAAUUGAUCGUAGGGAUUCAAAAAACGAUUUAAAGGACGGUCGAGAUAAACGUGAUCCGAAGAAAAGCUUUUCUAGUCAGCGGCCGCAAAAUGAUCGACAAAAUAGGAGAGUGAAUUCCACAGAUCAAAGAAAUGGUGGUAAUACAAAUAAUAAUAAAAAUUACGACAAUCCAAAAAACUUCCAUAAAGAGAGGAUAUCCCACACCUCGCAGACAAAAAAUGGGUAUGCUUCACCUCCAAAAAACGGGCCGGGUGGGGGCAAACGACCCCCACACCCCCAGACUGGUAAGAAGGAGAAUGGAGGAGGAAACCAGGUGUACAGAGUGGAAGGAGUUGUCCCCAACGACCAGAACGCUAUUGACAGUGCCAUUAAUGGGACAUACAACGACAAGAAUCGCUUGGUGAAGAAAGGAGACCUGACUGAUGUCUCCAAGCCCCUUAAGCCGGAGAAGAAGAGGGAGGAUGCCCUGGCAAAUAUUGAUCUGAACAACUACGCUAGUGUGGUAGUGAUAGAUGACCAGCCUGAGGUAACCAUUGACGACCCUAACUUCCUGUACGAGAACAACGAUGGUUUCCAGGAAGUACAGAGCAAGAAGGCGAUGAAGAUCAAACAGAAGGCACAGGAGGCUGAGACUAGGAAACUGACGUCAGAGGGUCAACAAGAGAAUAUUGCUCCAAAGAAGGCCAAGGAGGUCAUAUCCAAGGUUGUAGCCAAGCCAAAGGGUGUGCACACGGCCAUAGACAAACCCCGGAACUACAAACUGUCAAAGCUGCCUCCCCGGUUUGCCCGGCAGAGAGAACAGCUACGUGGAGAGAAGGUCGUCACUAAACCUCAUGCGGAAGAAGAGGCUCCAGAGGGAGAUGGGUUUAUGACCAAGAUAGAUAACUGGGACAAUGAAAUGUCCAACACUAUCCCUCCACUGAUGUCGCAGACCGUGAACCCCGAUGUUAAACAGCAGGAUAUGGACAUCUCAAAGAAUAUGUUGGGCACAUACAACCCUGUGGUUGGUCAGGCAAACCUGCAGGCAUUGGGUCAGAUCUCCCAGCCCGCCCAGCAGCCUGCUGCCCCAAGCUCUGGAAGCCCCGCCCUGGCACCAGCACCUGUACCCAGUGUCAACGCCUGGAACAAACCAAUAAACUUUGCCGCUGUUUCUGGAAUUCAAGUCCAGGUUGGUCAGGAUGCUAAGUUUGACAAGGGUGACCAGCAUGACAGUGGUAUCGAUGUAAGUGACCAUCCAAACAGUGGAGGGUCCUCAACCCGGAGUUCCCCGAGCACGGAAAAUAAGAUUGCAGCUCCCAAGCUGGAGAAGAUCAGCGAGAAGUCUAGCAGUGGGGAUAGUAAACAGUCCAUCGAGGCCUCGCCUAAACCACGGAGACAACAGAAGCAGGCAAUCCGCAGUGAGAAGGUGAGCGUGAAGGAGCCCCUGACCAAGCUGGACAAGACCGUGAAGAAGCCUGAGGGUAAACUUCGCCCAAGCUCCUCAAUGGAGAAGCCCCAGCCAAUACAGCUACCUCCCAGCUUCAAGGAUCCCAUCUUUGGCAAGGAUGACGACUCUGAUGCGAUCAAGCUGGACUUCACGUUUGAUGCUGAGCUGGCCAAGUUCGCUGAAGAGAAGCCAGUGAUGGAGCAUAUCGAGAUGCACGACACUGCCUCCCCGGUUGCUAUGACCCUUGGGGUUGUGAACACCAGCACUGCCAACAUGGCCUCUGCCCAGCCCCUGUCACCCAGUGCACAGGAGCUUGACAUGAAGAUACAGUCAGUGAAGAUGGUCUGGGACAACGCUCCAGAUGUGAAUAAUGUGUUUGAAAACAACAUGUCAACGAAGGUGAUUGGCUCAUCAGCUGGUGUAAGUGUAUCUGAGUCCUUCAGUACGUUUAACUCUGGAGAGAUGGACAUGAAUGUAGAUAGCCGCUCCAUUGACCUCAAUGACAACAUGGGAGUAUCCGAUAUGGACAAGAGCAGUAACUCCAACAUCUCGCCUAGAGGUCAGGACAUGUUUGACUCGGAUAUUACAAAGAGGACAUCAUUCUCUGUGGAUGUGUCCCCAUUCAAGCCAUCACUGGAAUCCACAUUUGCUCAGGCAGAUAUGGGAAAGGUGUUCAACACAGAAAGCCAACAGUACUCUAUCCCCAGAACUAUUGAUGGUUUCUCAACAGGGUCAGAAGUUGGUUCCAGCUACAGGGAGGGGUUUUCAUGUUCAGAGCCAUACUCUCAAGUAUUCACAGGCCCCAGUUCCACGGGAAUAUCGUACAGCCAGUCGUUCUCGUCCAACUCCGAGACGUACGUCCAGCCAGACAUGGGAAGCUCCAGCUUUGCUCAGACCAACCUCAGUAAUAUGAUCCACCUCAAGUCUCACAAUCAGGAGAAGAGCAACAUCUGCACGGUGAAGCCCCAGCAGUUGCAAUAUGCCAACUCUGGCAGCCUGUCAAACAUGAGCCAGUCUAUUUCCUCAGCCAUGAGUUCAGACCCGAGCCCUCCGAUCAUGAUACAGAGCCAGCAGCACCCGUUCCAGCCCUUCCAGCUGGGCACACAGCUCAUUACUCCACAGGAACCAAGAAUGAACCAGACCAGCUUCAGCUUCAACCUGUCCCAGCUUCAACAGUCAGCCCUGGGCGGCUCCUUCACCCAGCAGAACUUGUUCCUUCCGACCACACCCACCCAGCCUGACCCAUACCAAACAUCACAGGUUGGUAUAAAAGUUGCAAGCUUCCACACUCCGGCCCAGCCAUAUGGUCAGUCCCACUCCCAGCAGAACACAAUCAUGGUCUCCGCGGCAACCACUUCACAAAUGUCCUCCGCCAUCAAGGCACCUGGUCAACCUGCAUUUGGCAACCUUACUAACAAGAACCUGGCCCCAGGCAAUAUAGCAUAUGGGCAGUCUGGCUUAAACAGCUCAGGCUUACAGCCUUCCCAUCUCUCCUUCAUCCCAUUUGACCCGAACAGUCAGCUGUUUGGAAGCACAGGGGUCAACCAGAUACUCGGCUCAUCUCAGACACAGAAUGUCAACAACAGUCAGAUACUGGGAUCAUUGUUACCUCAGAGGCAAGGAGGGCUGCAGAUCCAGACCCCAUCCUCAUUCUACCAGCAGGGUGGUCAGACAUUACAGCAGCCACCCUCCCAACUACAACAGACAGGCUUCUUCCCUCAACAGCAGGCCAAUUCCAACUUACAGUUUCCUGGAAGCAAUACAACUAUCAAGCUAGGUGGGGACAUGACCUUCCAGCCGUCAGUGGUACAGAAUCUUUCCCAAGGUCAAACUGGUGGAGCCCAGCAUCCCACUGCCACACCAACAGGCCCCCCACCAUUCAACCAGCUCUCAUUCAAGACAAGCCAGAAUUUGAGUGCGUUACUCCAGCAGGCCGGCCCAAUGGCCCCUAACCAGCAGAUGGGACACAGCCACGGAAAGGCUCAACCAUACUCCUCACAGACACAAGUCUCUCCCAUACCACCCACACUGAAGUCUCCACCAGACAGCCUUGCUUCCUCCACCAGCAACACCAACAUGGGGGGUGUUCCUCCUGGCCAGAAUGUCAACUCAAAACCAUUCACUUCCCAGCGCACUAUGACCGCCCAGCCCCCACCUCAGGGGCCACAACCCCCGAUGAACCCUGGUGGAAACCCAGGCACCCAGAGGUUCCCAACCCUAGGUCCAGGGCUUGGAUUUAACAUCCCGCCCUCAUCGAUGCCCCAACAGGGCCAGUUCAACAAACAGUUCAACAACUUCCCAAUGCAAGGAACAAUACGUCCCCAGAUGAUAAUGGGAAACAUGGUUCGGCCCGGAAUGCCCCAGGUAUCGUUCCCAAACCCCAUCCAGCGCCCGGGUCUACCGCAGAAUACCCGUCAAACACGUCCAGUAAGACCCCAGACUGUCCCCGUACCCAGCCCAAGCCUGGGUCAGAACCAGGGGAACCAGUCUAUAACGGAUGCGAAGCUGAAGCAGCGACAGGCCCUGCUAGCCCAUACACAGAGCUUCCUGAAUCCCAACAAUAAGCCAAGGAAAUCUAAGGUUGAAGUGUCUGCUAAAGAUGAGAAGUUGCCAACAGUUAGGACGGAGGACACCACUGUGUCAGAAACAGGCAGCGAUAGUGGCAAGAAAUAGGAGGAAAAUGAAAAAAGUAGAAAUAUUGUGGUAGUCUUAUAAUCUUGAGAAUAUAUUAGUGGUGGAAAAUAACUAGUAAAAUGUGUUUUAGAGUUAGUUAAAUGCCCACGGUAAUAAGGGACAAAAAUGUAAUUGUAUUUUACAUGAAAAGUGAAUAUUCAUACUUCGACAAUUUCUAACAAACAGUUAAAAGAAAGAGACGAAAAUAUUGAGCCUUAGGCUAAAAAAAAGAUUAAAUUCUUUAAUUGAAGUGACAAAAUCACUCAGAAAGUUGCAUGGACUUUAAAAGAGAAAUAAGUAGCAACUGUUUAAGGAAACACAACCUUAGAAAAUUGACAAUACCUCCAAUGGAAUUGAACUUUCAUGUGGAAGUUGAAUGGAUUGAUGUGCUGUGAAGGGACUUGAACUAUUGAGACACAGUGUGCUGUCUUAGGUAUUUUAUUUAUUUCACUGUAAAUAUCCAUUUGAGCAGGGACAACACAUUGUGUUUGAAUGGUCUCAACCCUUGAAGACUGUAACAUGCAAAUGUGUAAACUUGUGUUGGUUUUGGAAAGAGCAUGUUGUAUUUUAAGGAUUCUAAUUUCUUUCAGCUGCAGCCAUCAGUAAUAUUUGCCCCUGUGUUUUUUAUCAAUUCAUUGCGAAUACCAUCACUUUUGUACAAAGGGUAUAUUAUACUUCUGUAAAUAUUAACCAGCUGUUACAUUUGUACAUUUAUACUUUUGCAUUUGGCUUUACCCACAAAUAUAUGACAAUGUAUGUUUGAAAAGUUGGACCAUUUUCCUUGUCCUGUAUGUUGCACAAAUGUAGUCGAAGUGAAGCUUACAAGUAAUGAAGCAUGGAUAACUCUAAUCCACAGAUUCUUCAAUGUAAAACUGUUUAUAUUCUUUGCUUUUUAAAAAAGAUACUAGUUGCUGCCAAUAUAUUCUGUUUGAAAGUGUGUAUUAUGUUAAAUGUGCUGGAAAUUGAUCAAUAUUCAGCAUAAUCCUUAUGUUUGUGAUCCAUUUGUUAAUAAUCUUUAUUUCAUAUCAGAUUGUACAUAGAUCAUUGUUCACACUAACACUGCACAUUUGGCAUAUUUUAAUAAAUACACAUACGUUUUUAUGAUGCUUACAAACAUAAAUGUAUCUUAAUAUAUAUCUUUAUUGAUGGUUGCAGCUGUCUGAAGAAUCAGCAACUUGAUUGCAAGGUAUUUGUUGAUGUUCUCUGGGGUUAUUUGUUGAUAAUGGAUCAAUUUGAGAAUUUACUUCUUUGUUAAAAAGAACAGCAUUUAGCUGCAGUUUUAUGAGUUGGAAACGCAAAAGUAAAAAGGUUUCAUGUCAAUACAUAUAGGCAUUACUAAUAGAAUUCGCAUAAUUGGCAAUUAUUGCAUGUUUGUUGUUUUCCCAUGGGAAGGUAGACAUUUUGGUUAUCAGAUUGGUGGCGUUUUACUGCAAUUUAUAACUGAUAUGACCGCAUUAGCAGGAAGGCUGCUGGUCAGGUUCUGAUGUUUAGACCUGUUAACUGAAAGGUAUGCUACAUUGUGAUGGUUUGGCAACAGCCACAGAACGUGGUAGUGAGAUUGUAAUCUCUAGUUAUUGUAGGAUUGGAAGAUGUCGGACUAGAAAUAACUGAAUCUUAUCUCCAUAGAAUGGAACCUAGAAUGGCUGAAGCAUAUAAGGUUGAAUAUGCAACGAUGGUUUACAAGGGUGAUUUACAUGAAAGAAAACCCCAUCUCCAGGGAGGAGAGAAUAGAACAGAGGUUUUCGAGAAGUUUAGUUGUAAGCUUAAGGAAACCUUUUUUUUCACAAAUUGUGUGAAAUCCCCACAGGUCUGGGAAGCAGAGAGCUUUGAAAAUGAGCCCAUGUUUUUACUUACAAUUUUAUCCAGUUUUACACUAGGUACACUGAAACUGUUUGCCCCAACAGUUUUAAUGUGACCUUUUGAGGUGUUGACCUUUGACCUUCAUAUGCCCCUUGGAGGUCAAGGUCGUGGUUUGUGUUGAGUUAUUGUAAAUGUAGUUCUUAACUAUUACUAAGUGUUUCUAUGUCCUUAUUUAUAUCAUGUGUACUUUAGGUUGCAUUCUAGUUGUUUUUAUUCUUUUCACAGGCAUUAGACAGGUGUUUGUUGUUGCUGUUGUCAUGUAUAAGCCAGAGGUCAUAACUGGCUGUGGUCAUCCUGAGGCUUGACUGUAUUUGUUGUAGAUCAUUAUAUAGUUUCAUUCAUGUUGGUACACAUUUGUCCACAAAUAUUAACCUUUGUUUAGGAUUGAUAUUGCUGAAAUCUGGUGAAAUCACAGUUGUAGACAUGUGAUGAAAGUGGCAUCUUAUAAAAGCUCUGUCUGGAAGGAUUACUCCAGUAAUAUUUUUUACACGGGAAGUUUAAUGGUUUUCUUGUGUUUCCUCAAAAAACAGUUCUCAUUGCUGUACAAAUUUACAUCAUUUUGCUGGGAUUUGUAGUAAGGUAUACGAAUGCAUCCCUUCAUUUUGUACCUCCGGACAUCUGCACAUAUUUUUCCAUCUUCAUACAGCCGCAUUUCCAAUGCUUGAUUAAUAUUCAGCAUAACCUGCACCCUCACAAAUUACUGGUCCACCAACAUUCUAUGUACUUGCAUUUUAUAAUUUUUCAUCAAUGAUUUCAAGAUGUAGCAAUGUUCAGAAAGGACAAUGUAUUUAUGUUUAACCUUUUAUCAUUCAAAGAUAUUUACUAUUCUUUUCUACCAGAUGAUGACAAGUGGCGGUGAUGUUUUCAGCAUCGUUACUAGCUGUUUGACAGUGAUAUGCUGAGAUUUUACCAGCAUCUUUAUACUGGCCAAAAUUGUCAGUUAUUUUUAAGAAGCUGUGUAUAAUCAAUCCUGUAUUUAUUAUGAAAAAUAUACAUAGCUGUUUUGUCAUGUGAUAGUAAAGAAUUUAUUAAAUAGCUGUAUAUUGUAUAGCUAGCUUGAAUGUUUGAAUAAAAAAAUUGGCAUAUUUAUUAUUGUUUACUUUACCUUGAGCUUACAUUACAUUUGUUCUAAAUUUGGAGAGAAAAUGAUACUGAUUUGCAUGACUUCGUUUAAGUACAGCAAUAUAUUUAAGUGAUAAAUGUUUACUUCAAAACCUCUUUCCGAACACGGACAGAAGUGCCAGUUUUUUUACCAGAUUUAUAACAUGAAACCUGAGCAAGUGUAUUUCAACAGCAAUUUCUGUAUGCCAUUGUAUGUUUGUGUGAUCUUCUUGGUAUCAUGUUUACAGUUUUUUUCUUCCAAGAAAUCUAUUCACGCUCUCUGAAAUAAAAGGGCUCAAUAUCA
Messenger RNA from Mya arenaria, 12208 nucleotides. RefSeq names its product protein PRRC2C-like. The record is from RefSeq and is a predicted model, not a curated record. NCBI's taxonomy places the organism in Eukaryota, Metazoa, Mollusca, Bivalvia, Myida, Myidae. The transcript has 40 exons. Gene Ontology annotation, biological process: cell differentiation. The coding region runs from base 202 to 8943 and encodes 2913 amino acids.